AUGGAAACGCGCUCAUUUAAUAAGAUCAAAAUACCGGACCAAAUCGGAAAAUAUAAAGUACUGGAUAUACUAGGCUAUGGCGGCUUUGCAGUUGUUGUUUUAGCUCAAGAUAUAAACACUCAGGAAAAAUGUGCAAUAAAGAUCAUAGAUCGAAAAGAAAUAACAAAGCAAAACUUUUUACUAUAUCUAGAAAACGAACUUCGCUUGUCAGAACGGUUUAACCACCCCAAUAUCGUUAAAGUUUUUGAAAUUAUUUACGAACCAGAUACCAUAAUGAUUGUAAUGGAAUAUCUUUCCAAUGGUGACCUACAAACUCUCCUCGAACAAAAUAUUAAUUUUACAAUCCAAGAACAAUUUCGCAUUGGCCUUGAGUUGCUACAGGCUAUUAAAUAUCUUCAUGACAGAGGUGUAUGUCAUCGUGAUAUCAAGCCAAGCAAUAUUUUAUUUGACGAUGAUUUUCAUCCAAAAAUUAUUGAUUUCGGAGUUUCCAAAGAACAAUCAGAAGCAUUGAGCACGUAUUGUGGAACCUCAUUUUAUAUGGCCCCUGAGAUUGUUAAAAAUAAAAUCUAUGACGGGAAGAAAGUUGACGUAUGGGCAUUUGGCAUAACAAUGAACUUGAUUACAGAGAAGAGAUUUCCAUGGAAUAAGAUCUUAAAUGAUGCUCAAUUCAUCAAACUGGUAACACAAAAUAAGCUUGAAAUUUGUGUAGAUCAAAUUGGCAUAAUUGGAGAUAUUAUUAGUAGAUGCCUUGUGAUUGACCCUAAUGAAAGAGCUUCAAUAGACGAUUUAUUAAAGUACAUUGAGGAAUGGCAAGCAAGUAGAGUGUUUAUUAGUAGAUCAAGACAAUCAACGAAAACCUGCAAGGGAUCUUUGUUACCUAAACUAUACUCACCUAAUAGUAAUAAUUCCACGCCUUUCGUUGGUAAAAUAUUUAGCCCACUGGAUAAAAAGGUUUUGAAGAAGCUCAGUUUUACUGUGCGUAGAAGAAGCCAUGACCCACCUAGGCUUUGA
This is a messenger RNA of Trichomonas vaginalis G3, 1011 nucleotides long. Its product is annotated as protein serine/threonine kinase protein. Gene Ontology annotation, molecular function: protein serine/threonine kinase activity; ATP binding. Bases 1 to 1011 code for a protein of 336 amino acids. The transcript has a single exon. Gene Ontology annotation, biological process: peptidyl-serine phosphorylation; autophagosome organization; protein autophosphorylation. The record is from RefSeq and is a predicted model, not a curated record. NCBI's taxonomy places the organism in Eukaryota, Parabasalia, Trichomonadida, Trichomonadidae. Gene Ontology annotation, cellular component: cytoplasm; autophagosome.